Messenger RNA from Sclerotinia borealis F-4128, 480 nucleotides. NCBI's taxonomy places the organism in Eukaryota, Fungi, Ascomycota, Leotiomycetes, Helotiales, Sclerotiniaceae. The record is from the annotation of a GenBank genome assembly.
AUGUCUUCGUCUCAAACAGAGAAAGUAAACACAACCGCUACCACAGACAUGUCAUCUCAAACCGAGAAAGCAAACACCACAACUACCACAGACACAUCAUCUCAAACCGAGAUGCAAUCCCAAAUCAAGAACCUCAAGUCCAUCGAUUUCUUCGCCGAAGCAGGAGAAGUAGACGUCAAACCAGCUAACAUAAUCCACAUCCGAAUUCAGCAAACCCGCGGACCAACCAAGAUAACCAAGGAAGGCAAGUACAGACCCCACGUUAUCACAACACUCGAAGGACUUCCCGAAAGACUUGACAAGAAAAGGAUUGUUCAAUUCUUACAGAAGAGGUUAGGGUGUGCGGGAACAAUUGUGUCGGAUGUUCAUUGGGGUGAGGUGAUUCAGCUCCAGGGCGAUGAAAGGGAGAAGGUUGCGGAGUUUUUGAUUGCGGAUGAUGGGUGUCAGUUGAGUAAGGAUUUGAUUAUGGUUCAUGAUUAG